GGAGAACUCUUACAAAUAGUGGUGGAAAAAUAAAAAUUUGCUUUUUUUCUUCGUUUAGUUAUUGAUAACACCCAUAGGCGUGAAGUAACAAGUGACUCUAGACGUAACAAUUAGUUUUUCACGAAACAUUUGAACGACCAUCAGGUGUCUAAUUAAAAGCAUUUAUCUCGUUAAGAUUGCGCGCUUCAACCGAGAGAAAUAAAUGUUUAUGUGCUUAUUGUAGUGGUUGAAAAAGUGAACACAAAAGGAAAAGAAACAAAACAACGUUAAGCUCGUAAAUUAACAAAAAUAGAAAUACCGCGCCAUUCUUACUGAAAAGUCGCUGUUAUCGCGACUUUAACACGAAAAAUAAAGUAUUAAUUUCCAUCGAAACACAUAAUUACUGUUAGCAUGGCUGAAGCCGGUGAGCAACAAACAGCAGCAACCAAUUCCAAUGCUCAAGUUAUACGAGGGCAAGUGUUUGAAGUUGGUCCUCGUUAUACAAACCUCGCGCACAUCGGAGAAGGAGCUUAUGGUGUUGUUGUAUUUUUUUCAAUGUCCCAUCCAAUUAAGACUUUCCCCGUCUUCAAAAAGUAUUUUGAUGUUGAUAUAUCGCUUGGAAUUAAUGCGAUUUUCAUCAUCAUGAUAGAGUACAUGCUAGAAGUGCAGAUAGAAUCUUUAUUGUUCAUAAUGCCACGGAUUACAGAAUGA
This is a messenger RNA of Clunio marinus, 690 nucleotides long. NCBI's taxonomy places the organism in Eukaryota, Metazoa, Arthropoda, Insecta, Diptera, Chironomidae. The record is from the annotation of a GenBank genome assembly.